This is a messenger RNA of Sclerotinia borealis F-4128, 486 nucleotides long. The record is from the annotation of a GenBank genome assembly. NCBI's taxonomy places the organism in Eukaryota, Fungi, Ascomycota, Leotiomycetes, Helotiales, Sclerotiniaceae.
AUGCUCAAAACUCACCAUUCUUCAUACGAUACCUUCGACGAGUAUUUGGAAAAUGCUCUUGUCGCUGUGCGCGACAACGGAGCGGAGGAGAUCGAGAUGGAAGAAGAUGGAGAUGCUAUCAUGACAUCUAUCAUGACACCGGUAGGGCAACAACGGUGGAUAGAUGGUGGCGCUGGCGUUGGCUCGACCCGUCUCCGAAAUCUACCAUCGCCACCUGGUGAGCCGGCCCAACCUCUCCAAACUCGACUCGUAAACCAAAUCUUCCAUCUCCAACAGAUCAGGAGGACGAGGGUGCAGAUGGAGGGGAUGGUAUAUGGUAGAUGUGCGAGACGGGUAGAGUUGGAGGGGAGAAGCGGCGAAAACGAAUGGGUCUAUCAUGUCACCGGUAAAGAGAGGCUUCGCAGCCCUGCACGAAAUCUUGUGAGAACCAGAGAAAAUUAUACCAGUUCUACAGUUGAUCAACAUGAGAGGAGGAUGGAUACUUAG